Messenger RNA from Corvus hawaiiensis (hawaiian crow), 1195 nucleotides. Its product is annotated as poly(U)-specific endoribonuclease-A-like. Bases 176 to 1045 code for a protein of 289 amino acids. The record is from RefSeq and is a predicted model, not a curated record. Gene Ontology annotation, molecular function: RNA endonuclease activity. The transcript is spliced from 7 exons. Lineage: Eukaryota; Metazoa; Chordata; Aves; Passeriformes; Corvidae.
ACUGGCACCUCCUGCUUCUCCUGUGCCUUCCUGUCAGGCUGAGUGACAGUCCUCAGCGGGCAAGAGGGUGUAAGAGGAGCACAGCUCUGUGCCUUGGACUACGGGAGGAUUGCUGAGCUUCUGGCUGCCUUCUCCCUGCUCAGAGUAUUUGCCAAGAGAAAAACUUCUUCCUGGCAUGGCAAGUGGGAAGGCCUUAAAUCAUGAACUUUCUAAGCUUUUCAAUGAGAUGUGGGAUGUAGAUGUUCACCGCCUUAGGCCUGGGGAAGACUACACAAUUGAUGUGCAGGGAAAAGCAGGCCCAGCACAGCAAGGUGACGGUGCUGUCCAGGACAACGCAGCCAGACAUCUCUUUCACAACGUAAAUGAAGAACGCCUGAAGAGCAUAAAAACUUUUGCAACCUUUAUUUCCUUAUUGGACAACUAUGAGACAUCAACUGGUGUAGCAGAAGUAGUGACUCCAGAAGAAAUAGCUGAAAACAAUUGUUUCCUUGAUGCGAUCUUAGCGACAGAGGUCAUGAGACUAGCUCAUGACUAUCUGCUGAAAAAAAAUCUAGCAAAGCCAAACCUUGCUGAUUUCAAGCAUCAGCUUUAUGACAUCUGGUUCCAGCUCUAUGCCAGGAAAGAGGGAGACAGACCUGAUUCUUGUGGUUUUGAACAUGUUUUUGUUGGAGAAACAAGGCGUGGUAAAGAGAUCUUAGGUUUGCACAACUGGGUGCAAUUUUACCUUCAGGAAAAGCACAACCAGAUUGAUUACAAGGGAUACGUGGCUCGGAAGAACAAAACUAGGCCUGACAAAGAUGACCAAGUUUUGAGCAUCCAGUUCAGCUGGAAGGGCUCAGUCAAGCCAAUUGGAAGCACCUUUGUUGGUGUCAGCCCAGAGUUUGAAUUUGCCCUUUACACAGUCAUUUUCCUGCUGUCUGAAGAAAGAGUCACACGUGAAACAGUGAAGAUAGAUGAGUAUGAGCUACAGAUGGUUGUCUGGCGCCAUGGUAACCACAUUGGAACAGCAUACCCAGUACUGCUCAGCACCACUAGUGAAGACUAGUAGAGUGAGCAGGAACCAUUUCUUUUUAAAUCAGGGGAAAGGAGGAGUGGUGGAGAGAGGAGGAAUGGAUGGGGGGUGGACAGGGCCAGACAGCAAAGUUAAUAUGUUGUUUUAUACAACUCAUUUCAAGUAAAAAUUGAUGACUCUGUC